Molecule: messenger RNA, 2463 nt
Organism: Aphis gossypii (cotton aphid)
Lineage: Eukaryota; Metazoa; Arthropoda; Insecta; Hemiptera; Aphididae
Product: peptide transporter family 1-like
Exons: 15
Coding region: 96-2231 (711 amino acids)
Biological process (GO): transmembrane transport
Cellular component (GO): membrane
Molecular function (GO): dipeptide transmembrane transporter activity
Source: RefSeq, a predicted model, not a curated record
UUAAUUAUUUGUUCAUUCUUCUGAAUAAUAAAACAAUUUUGUAGUACUUAAUAUUAAAUGUGUAAAAUAUUAAUUUAGGUACUUAUAACAAAAUCAUGAACAAUUGUCCAAUGCGUAUGUAUUUUGUCAUUAUUAUGGAGUUUUUGGAACGAUUUUCUUUUUCGAGCCUGCGAUCCGCACUAUCAUUUUAUAUACGAGAUGUUUUGUUGUACAAUGAAAGACAAGCAGUUGACAUUUAUCAUGUAUUUAUGAUGCUUUGUUAUCUGUCAGCCAUAAUCGGAGGGUUAGUGGGAAACAGUGAUUAUGGUAAGUAUAAAACUAUCUUAACAUUUUCAAUACUGUAUUGGAUUGGAAUAUUGAUGUUAUUUUGGUCAACUGUUCAAAUCAAAAAUACAUUAUUAACUAAUUUCAUGGCACUAUACAGUCUGGUUUUUAUUUCAAUUGGUGUGGGUGCUAUAAAAUGUUGUAUCGCAGCAUUUGGAGUAGAUCAGCUCAUCGGAAAUAAUCAAAACGUAACCUCAACACAAGUACACGGAUUCUUCAGUACUUUCUACUUUUCUAUACACUUAGGCGUGUUAUUCGGAAUGAUUACUUCACCAAUCAUCAACAAAAUUUUGUUGUACAAGGGCCACAAUAUCAACGGAUAUAUUAUCAGAUUUGGACUGGUGGUUAUCACAAUGUCAAUCUCAAUAAGCGUAUUUGUUUGCGGAAAUCCAUACUACUUCUUCAAAAAAUCUCUCACUAAUAUUUUACCUAAAAUGAUUAAAUGUAUUUUAUUUUCUUUGUGGAAACGAUUAACAUCACGCUGCAAGGAGACAAAAAAUAAACAUUGGUUAGAAUCAGCAAAAGAUUCAUUUUCAAACGAAACCAUAAAUGACACGAAGAAAACGUUACACAUACUCUAUCUUUACAUACCUUUAUCAGUAUUUUGGAGCUUGUUUGACCAACAACACACAACUUGGAUUUUUCAAGCAUCAAGGACAAGCGACAAUUUGCUUGGCAUGCCAUUUUCAGUGUACAUGCUACAAGUGGUAAAUCCCCUACUGGUAUUGUUCACUAUUCCGUUAAUGGACCGUCUAGUUUACCCUUAUUUGAAAAGUCAUAAACUAUUUAAGUAUCCUCUAAAACGAAUGUUGCUCGGUGGUGGUAUAGCUGGUAUAGCAUUCAUUUUUGCUGGAUGCCUCGAAAAAUGUUUAGAGGAGAAUAUGCAAGAUGUAAGUAUACAUAAUGCAAGUACAUACACAAAAGCGCGUUCAGCGAAUAUAUGGAUAUCAAAUUUAGGCUUACAAAAAUUUAACGCAACUGGAUAUUUUAUUUUUGAUCAUAAUAUUAUAACUCCAGAAUAUAUGAAAAUUCGAAUACCGAAAAGAAAAAACCAAACAUAUUUUAUAAAUGACAAAGGAAUAAUUAAAAAGUCAAUUGUAUUAUUAGUAAUGGAAAAUAGUUUAUUUAAAGAAGAUAACACUACAUUUAAGUCACCUUCAGCAGUGCUCGUGCCAGAAAAUGUGUUCAUGACUUCAGCAAAAAAACAUCCAUACAUAAUACAUAUAAUAGUCCCAUCAAAUGAAAAUAGAAGAUUAUGGUUACGGAUCAAAAAUCUUACACUCGAGUCUAUGUCUAAUAAUAAGAUAAAAAUUUUCGAGGAAUCAUUUUGCGUUUCUCAAUUUCAAAAUAAUACAAUUUUGAAAAUUCCUUCGGGUUUGUAUACACUGACGAUACAUUAUAUGGAUAAAAAACAGACACCGAUUUCAAUGAACGUGUUAAAACUUGAAACCGAAUCUAUUUACAUAUAUAGAAAUGAAUAUGAUAAUAAUUUAAUAAAUUCUAGGUUCAAAUCGAAUGAAAUUUUGCAGAAUCGUGUUUUAAGUAAAGUGUGGUUAUUACCUCAAUUCGUUUGUAUGACAUUUGGUGAAACAUUGUUUGCUAUGACUGGAUUAUCGUUUUCCUUUUCAGAAACUCCUGAAUCGAUGAAAACCGUUUCAAUAUCUAUGUGGUAUUUUUGCGUGGCUCUUGGGAAUUUAACUGUUAUUUGUAUCAACAAAUUUAUAGCGUUUGAAAAAAAAUCCAACAUGUUUUUCAUGUUUGCUUUCAUUGCGCUUUUGACAAUAAUCAUCACCAUCAAGUUAAGUAACACGUACGAAAAAUUGUAUUUCAAAACAGAAAUGGAAAAUGAAUACGAAAAAGAUAACGUUAAUUUAGUGAUAAAGAAAAGUUAUCAACUAUUGUUUUGAAAACGAAGAAAUUGUAUUUAAAACAAUUAUCAGAAAAUAAUAUUAAAUUAAAAUUAAAAUGUUAUAAAUUAUACAUAUACAUAUGUGUAUGUUUUGUUUAAAAUCAAAUUCUUCAAAACAGAAAUAACAACAAAAAGAUCUUGAACGCGUUUAAAAUUUAAAUAGUGUUAAAAUUAUGUGAAAUGUUUUUUUGUAUAAUAAUUUGAAUUUCAAAUAAUGUACGGUGGUAAUA